Messenger RNA from Callithrix jacchus (white-tufted-ear marmoset), 7223 nucleotides. RefSeq names its product transducin beta like 1 X-linked (gene TBL1X). Gene Ontology annotation, biological process: regulation of transcription by RNA polymerase II. The record is from RefSeq and is a predicted model, not a curated record. Gene Ontology annotation, cellular component: histone deacetylase complex. Gene Ontology annotation, molecular function: transcription corepressor activity; protein binding. Lineage: Eukaryota; Metazoa; Chordata; Mammalia; Primates; Cebidae.
GCACUGAAAGCAGCAUCAGGUGUGAACAGACCAUAAUUCAGCCCAUAAAGCAGCACAAACUCUUAGCACAACUGUGUGUUGAAGAUGUGAGUGAAUGCUUGCUUUCUGCACCCUUCAGCCUGGUUUCCUCCACUUUCCAAUUUCAUCAUCAAAAGUUCUCUUCCUUCCUCCCCCUCCCCACUUUUUCAAAAUGUUUCUUCUAGUCCUUACCUUUGUCUACACAAAACUCCAUAAACAUAAUGCCACAGUUGAAAGAAGUGUUCUGAUGUUAGGGAGAUCACGUAGGAAAACAUUUUACCUUUGGGGAAGGUUUCCUUCUGAGUGAAAACUCGCCUUGAAAGAGACACUUAAAUGCAGUUUUCAGAUGCUCCUGAGACAUUCCUGGCUGUUUCUUUGGGGAGAGGUGAAGGUAGGACAGUUUCCAAGGCAAAGAUGGACCUAUCGCAGACAGCAGACCCCAAGUAAAGAAAGGCACAGUGUUGGUGGGGAUUUAUGCAGUGUUUUGAAAAUGUGGAGGUCAGGGAUGCUAGCUUAUCAGGCCAGCAUGAUCGAAUUCCUUCAAAGGGGAAGCAACUGGUGGACUUCCUUGGGCUGUGGUUAAAUUGGGCUCAUGUUGGUGCCAUGAAGUCUUUGCAGAGCCAGGGAUGCUGGCAUCCUGGAGAGACCUUGCUCCAGGAGCUCAGGAGCUGGUAGGGAUGGUGACAGUAAAGCACUGGUUUGCUGUGCCCAGUGCCUGGGCAGUGCUGAGCUCGGAGGGAGGAACCCAGAACCAUGCCGGAGCAAGGGAGGGAGGCAGGUGAGGAGAAGGGUUGCCCAGGAGCCUGCAGGCCGGGUAGGCGUUUUAUCAAAUUCUUUUCCUGUUUUGCUAUCUGAUCCCACUAAAGACUAGCCAGAGAGAUGUGGAGGUGAAAAAUGGUGGACAGCCAUUUUUCUCCCUUUCACCAUGACUACAAUGUCUGUUUCACAUCAUCAGCAACAUCUGUGCAGGCAUCCUAAUGAGAAUAAAUAAGGUCUUCAGAAAACUGGGUUUAUGAGGCUCCUGUCAUCUUAAUUUCUUUCAUCAUUUAAGUGAUGAUUUUUCACUUACUGACAUACAGUUGUUAUUUAGUGGCUACGUAUUAUUCCUAUAGUGUUCUUUAUGUGCUUUCUGUGUACAAACAUUUGUUUUCAUGUUCCUGGUAUUUCAGUGUGGCUUGCAUAUAAUAAGAUGUACUUGUUCUUGGCUAUUGUGGACUCUUUUUUAAAAAAACGCUUAUACAGAUGUGAUUUACAUGCCAAAUACCCUUUGAGGUGUCUUAAUUCAACAGUUUUUAAUACUCAAAAAGAAUACAGUGUUGAGUGUUUUUCUCCUUUUUCACUAAAGUGGACUCAGGAUUGGGGGUAACUGUCAGUCCCUUGGUUUUGAUUCUUGGCUGCCAGUGUUUACUGGGGACGGAUGUUGGUACCUCCCUUAAUAGAAUAUUGUCAGAGCAUUUAAAAAAUUCUAGUUAAAAAAAAUCCCACAUGAGAUCUCCCCUCUUUACCCCUCUCUAAGUGUAUGGCCUUGUCCAGCAUUUCCAGGACUCUUUUCAUUUGCAGGAUGGAAACAAUGUACCCUCUGAACAACUCCUCCUGAUUCCUCCUCCCUCCAGCUCCCUGCAACCACUGUUCCACUCCCUGCUUCUUUGAAUUUCACAACUUGAGGUAGCUUGUAUAAGUGGAAUUAUUUUAAAAGCUGGUUCACGUUAAAGUACUUAGAACAGAGCUUGGUGAGCAUCCGGUCAACCGCUGGUGCCCACAGACACCUCACUGUUUCUGUGACCGGAUGCUGGGAAGCCUGCUGGUCCACAGGUCCACACAUGAAAUCAGCAUAAGUAGGGACAGGGUUUCACCAUGUUGGCCAGACUGGUCUCGAACUGAGCUCAAGUGAUCCGCCCACCUCGGCCUCCUAAAGUGCUGGGAUUACAGGUGUGAGCCACUGCGCCUGGCCUGCCUUCUGAGAAUUUUGGAUCCUGAAUGAGCUGUAACAAGUUUUUCUGGGUCUUACCAGGAGCCCCAGCCGCCUUGCAGAAACAUCGAGGUGACUUGUAGCAUGACCGAGCUCACUGGCACGUCUUCGCGGUGCUGCCCCCGCCCUGCAAGAAGAGGGGCCAUGCAGUCACCCGUGGACCACGUUCAACGUUUGCGAGGGAGAGAGGGUGGCUCCCACUCCGCCAGCACCUCAUCGCAGCGAGGUGAGGCUAAGAUGAGCAUAACCAGUGACGAGGUGAACUUCCUGGUGUAUCGGUAUCUCCAGGAGUCAGGUUUUUCCCACUCGGCUUUCACAUUCGGGAUCGAGAGCCACAUCAGCCAGUCCAACAUCAAUGGGACACUAGUGCCGCCGGCUGCCCUCAUCUCCAUUCUCCAGAAGGGCCUGCAGUAUGUAGAGGCCGAGAUCAGUAUCAAUGAGGAUGGCACAGUGUUCGAUGGCCGCCCCAUAGAGUCCCUGUCGCUGAUAGAUGCUGUGAUGCCCGAUGUGGUGCAGACACGGCAGCAGGCGUUCCGAGAGAAGCUCGCUCAGCAGCAAGCCAGUGCGGCAGCCUCGGCGGCCACCUCAACCACAGCCGGUGUUUCCCAGCAAAACCCACCAAAGAAUGCACAGACCCCGGUGAAUGGGGAAGAGACCAGAGCACAUGAUAUCAAUAAUCACGUGAAGCCAAUGGAAGUAGAUGGGGAGGUUGAGAUUCCAUCCAACAAAGCCACAGUCCUUCGGGGCCAUGAGUCCGAGGUGUUCAUCUGUGCCUGGAACCCUGUCAGUGAUUUGCUUGCAUCUGGUUCCGGAGACUCAACUGCAAGGAUAUGGAACCUGAAUGAGAAUAGCAACGGGUGCUCCACCCAGCUCGUGUUAAGGCACUGUAUACGAGAAGGGGGCCACGACGUCCCGAGUAACAAAGAUGUCACCUCACUGGACUGGAACACCGAUGGAACACUCUUGGCUACAGGUUCAUAUGACGGUUUUGCAAGAAUAUGGACGGAAGAUGGUAACCUGGCCAGCACCUUAGGCCAGCAUAAAGGCCCCAUCUUUGCCUUGAAAUGGAACAGAAAGGGGAAUUACAUUUUGAGUGCUGGUGUGGACAAAACGACAAUAAUUUGGGAUGCCCACACAGGAGAAGCCAAACAGCAGUUUCCUUUUCAUUCAGCCCCUGCCCUUGAUGUGGACUGGCAGAACAACACGACCUUUGCCUCCUGUAGCACAGACAUGUGUAUCCAUGUGUGCAGGCUCGGCUGUGAACGCCCAGUCAAAACCUUCCAAGGACACACAAACGAGGUCAACGCCAUCAAAUGGGAUCCUUCUGGAAUUUUGUUGGCGUCCUGCUCGGAUGACAUGACAUUGAAGAUCUGGAGCAUGAAGCAGGAGGUGUGUGUCCACGAUCUUCAGGCUCACAGCAAAGAGAUCUACACCAUCAAGUGGAGCCCCAGCGGGCCCGCCACCAGCAACCCAAACUCCAAAAUUAUGUUGGCAAGUGCUUCGUUUGAUUCUACCGUGAGACUGUGGGACGUGGAGCGAGGCGUCUGCAUCCACACGCUCACGAAGCAUCAGGAGCCUGUCUACAGCGUAGCUUUCAGCCCUGAUGGGAAGUACUUGGCCAGCGGAUCCUUUGACAAGUGUGUCCAUAUCUGGAAUACUCAGAAUGGAAAUCUUGUCUACAGCUACCGAGGCACUGGUGGUAUCUUCGAGGUGUGCUGGAACGCCCGAGGAGACAAAGUGGGCGCCAGCGCGUCCGACGGCUCUGUAUGUGUUUUGGAUCUGCGGAAGUAACCACAGAAUACUCUCGAAAAAAGAAAAGAAUUCUAAUGUCCAGCCGUGAAUGUGUAGGGUUGCAGCUCUGUUCACACACAAUUCUAUCAGCUCCAAAACUGUAGGAACUUGACUUGCGUUAAAGUAUACUCUGAAACCAACUCGUCUCUGGCUGCAGGAGUCUAUAUGUUUUCGUAAUCUUUAUCAAGAAGUUUUUAAAAGGCAAGCAAAUCAUAUCAAACGGGGAUAGAAUGGUUUCCACAGAGGACAUUCAGCCCAUGACGCAGGAAGUCACCAGCUCGAGGCAUGCAGAUUGGUUUCCACCCGGAACAGGCUCUGUGAUGGCUGAAUGGAAAGAAAUGGAAAAAGCUGUGCCAAAAAAAAAGCAAAAUGCUGUGAUAAACCAAACAGGGAAGGGAAAAAACCCUCCUCCUUGGGAUUUUUUUAUUGUUUUCCCUAAUAAUUUGGACACUACAGUUGCUCUCGCAAAGGAUGUUCAAAGACCAGUUUGUACCGAAAUACGCAACUUUGUAAUCCCAACACUUUCUAUUUUCUAGAAUAUUCUUUGUUGAUUGGGUGGUUUUUCUAUCGGCUGGAAUUCUGUCUUCUGGGGUCCUUCUGUCUGAGAUAGAAGCUGUCUUGGGCUUGUUGUCUCUUCGCUCUGUCUCUCCCUGCCCCCUCCCUCUGCCUUUCCCUUUUAUCUGGUGAGCUCUGCUUUUUCAGUGCACCCUCAAGAGACAUAGCCAAGUGGACAGGAAGAUGCAAUCUCAUGUACACAGCUUUUGCCCUUCCGCCCUCUCCUACCCUGCCCUCCCCUUGCUCGCGCUCGCUUUCUCGCUGGUGUGCUCUCUCUCCCUCCCUCCCUCUGUACCUUUCUCAUACUUGCUUCAGAUCUUAGGACUCAAGGGCACUUUGGCACAUAAUAAGUGCUUUAUGUAAGAAGGCAGGGCAGGGGGACUUUUUACAGGAGAAAAAAAAAAUGACUUAUAAGAGAAAGAGCCUGGAGUAUUUUUGAAAAAAAAUAUUUUUAUGUUAAAACAAUUUUAAAAUCUUAAAAUGGCCAUCAGACAUAGAGAGCUUUGUGUGAUUCAUAUUUUAAAAAGAACUGAAAAAGCCGCAGGUGGGGCCUGAGGGAGCCCCUGGCUUUCUCCUCAGCCUCAGGAAAGGUGGUCAGGAAAACUCUGGGUGGACAAGAGUCAGUCCUAGGGGUCAGCAGUGAGACUGCUCUGCAGCCAGUGAGGGAGGCCCAGCCAUGCCGGUUGGAAGAAGGACCUUGCAUCUUUUGGUGUGUGUGCACCUUGGCAGCCAACAGGAAAGCAGUGAAGAACCGCGUGCCCUCUGGCCCCGGGGGAGCAUUGGCAGAACCAAAAGGUACUGCAGAAGCCGUCGAAACUGACAGCUCAGCUGGAUUUGGCCUGUUGGCUCCAUCUUUCUCACAGCCGUGUAACGACUGCUGGUCAUUUCUCAGAGCAGACUUGCAGAGCUGACAUGGGCUCUCGCAUGUCACUUAGUCUAAUGCUGACAAAAAUGAAUGCAGAAGGAAGAUUUUCAGUCCUGAACAUAAAUUGUAGAGGUAGAACGUCGCUAAUAAUUUCUGCCAUCUUUCUAAUUUCUUUCUCUCACAGAAGAUUAGGAGAAAGAUCUUUUCUAAAUAAUCAAUCUUUUUGCUGUUUUUAAAAAAUUAAACAAGGCUUUGUGUUCCUAGAAGAGCUUCAUUUCAGUGAAUCUGGUGACCUUUAUCUGCUUGCUAUCAUAACGUGACACUGACUAACUUUUUUAAUUAGCAAGGGGGAAAAGGCCGAAAGACGAGGGCCUCUUCUCCCAUUGGUUUUCCUGUGGGCAGAAGGGCUGAGGAAGUUGGCCCAGCCCAUGGGGGCUGCUGUGUCACCAGCAGUGGGUAAGGUGCAAUCUGGUGUGUGUUCCAGCAGCAAGACGGUGUUAUCAUGAAGGUGGUGUCCGUCUGCGGAGCCAAAACCCAGCCGUCAGGGAAGGGCCAGGGCUUCCUAUGGAACUUGCAAUGUGCCAGGACCAUCUGCAAAAGCCAGGGUGCGGUGAUCAUUCUCAGAUCAUUGAUUGGCCUCUGCUUGGGUAUAUGAAUCAUUCAUGCCCCAGAAGACCAAAAAGUGCUCUGGUUCCGAGAUGAAUAUCUUAUUCGAGCUGUGUUUCCAAAACACUUAGCAAAGAAGACCACAAUGAUGUGGAGUCGCUGCACCCAUCUUUGAAGAUAGCCAGUGUCCCCGGAUGAGGCGAUGAUUUCUUGUCCCAAGGACUCCGUUAAGUUUAGGGUUCAGUUUGUUGGGGUUCAGAUGACACCAUCUUUACCCCACCCAAAUAAAAAGGCACUCAUCUCUACAGAGCAUCUGCUGUCAAAGGCCAGCCUGUCGUCAGAACAUGGCUUGUGCUUGACAAACCAGAAACGACUGUAGGAUGACAGUGGGAUGUGUCACAAGCGAUUCACCAGACAAUCUUCACAUGAAUGUCGGUAGCCAGGGUCUCUCCCGAGGGAUGGCUUUAGUCUUGAUGAAUGUGAACCACAUCGAAAUUGUUAGGUAGAAGCCUGGGCUGGGAGGCCUUGGACCCCAGGCUCCAUCCCUGGCUUCCCCAGCCUGUGGCCACAAGCAGAACCAUGCAUGAGAUGCAGCUAGUGCCCUUCACGUCCAUCCCUGUUCUCAGCAGGACGAUGCCAUGGACAGCUGUUUCUGGAGCCUCCAGUGUUUAUACACCACUACUCACCCUCUCUGCUGUUGGAGUAUUGGUAAAGUCAUCCCUGUAAUCAAGAACUGGCCUGUGGAAUGUUAUUGUUCAAUGUUGUUUACAGCUCUUAAAAUGUGGUGAGGAAUGCCUAAGUCUUAGUGACCAAACUUGACCUUGAAAGCAGACAUAGCACGACAGACCUUCCAGGAGUCUUUGCUUGGGUUCAAAGUGACCGAGAGUCAGGUCCAGCACACACCUGGGAAAGGGAUGCCGCCCCAAGGGGGACCAAAAGGGCCGGACGUUACAGGGUGAAACCCUCUGACCCCUUGCAACACCGUAGGACUUGACUUCUUUAGUUUUUCUAAGAAAUAGAUCAUGGAGCCAAGUGAAGUGCACUUUGUCAAAUGUAAGGGUCUGCUUUGUUCUUGUUGCUUUUCUCUUAACCUUUUCUUCCGCCAUUAAAAAAAAAGCUUAUGUUUCUUGUCAAAUGCAGAAAUGUUCUUUCCGCCACUCACUGAAGUUUUGCAUUCUGGCUUGUGCAGUUUUUAUUGUCUGUGUCAGACGUACAGCCAGGCGUGUUCUCUAUUGGCAUUUUUCAGAUUCUGUUCAGAUGACACUGACCUCCAUUUCAUUCUCCCUGCCACCUGUACUCACCCUCACGCUCUUUGAAGAAAAAAAAAAUCACGUGUGUUGUAGCUCAUUUGUUUCAAGAGAGAAUCAACGGAUCAUACUCAGUGUCUUGAAUAAAUUGCUCUAUUUUGAUAUUAGAGAA